This is a messenger RNA of Brassica napus (rape), 1232 nucleotides long. Its product is annotated as G-box-binding factor 4. The record is from RefSeq and is a predicted model, not a curated record. NCBI's taxonomy places the organism in Eukaryota, Viridiplantae, Streptophyta, Magnoliopsida, Brassicales, Brassicaceae. Gene Ontology annotation, cellular component: nucleus. The transcript has a single exon. Bases 166 to 1059 code for a protein of 297 amino acids. Gene Ontology annotation, molecular function: DNA-binding transcription factor activity. Gene Ontology annotation, biological process: positive regulation of DNA-templated transcription.
AGGUAAGCAAAUUUUUGUCGCCACACGUUACAUUAAAAAAAACAUUUGUAUAGCUCACGCGAUUAUGCACGCGUGGUUGGUUAUAAUGUAUUAAUUUAACGCGCGUGUUACACAUCACGAGAUAAAAAAAAACAAAACAUAACCCUAGAAAGAUCUCUCCACUUGAUGAUCUCUUCUCUUCCUUGUCCGAAAAAAAAAUCCACUUUCCACAACCAAACUCCGAUUGUUUCGCAGUUUUCUAUCGAGACAGAGAUGGCAUCCUUUAAGAUGAUGUCUUCUUCCACAUCCCGAAACUCCGAUCUCUCUCGCCGUAACUCCUCCUCCGCCUCGUCUUCUCCCACCGUAAGAUCCAACCAUCUCAGACGAGAUCCUCACGCCGAUCACUCCAGGAUCAGUUUCGGCUACGGAGGAGGGAACGACGCGACGCUUCACGAUUACAAUUUCGCGUCUGAUUCGUUGGAUGUUGAUCGGAGCAACGGAGACAGGAACAGUGUUAACGGAGGAGGGAGGAAGAGUGUGGACGACGUCUGGAAAGAGAUUGUGUCGGGAGAGAAGAAGACGGUCAUGAAGGAGGAGGCGCAAGAUGAGUAUAUGAUGACGCUUGAAGACUUCUUAGCGCAAGCAGCGGAGAUGGACGGUAAUGAUGAUGAAAUCGAUGUGAAGAUUCCGAUGAGUCUCUCCGGUACAUUCGAUUAUCCGAUGAUGCCUCAGCAGAACAAUCAAGUUGAGAUGGUUGAAGGAUCGACGAGGAGAAAGAGAGGGAGAGUGAUGGUGGAGGCGAUGGACAAAGCAGCGGCGCAGAGGCAGAAGAGGAUGAUCAAGAACCGUGAGUCUGCUGCGAGGUCGAGAGAGAGGAAACAGGCUUAUCAAGUGGAGCUUGAGACUUUGGCUGCGAAGCUUGAGCGAGAGAACGAGCAGCUUUUGAAAGAGAUUGAAGAGAAGACCAGAGAGAGAUACAAGAACCUUAUGGAGCAGUUGAUUCCUGUUGAUGAUGAGAAACGAAAACCAUCUUCGUCGUCGUCGAGGUCGUUAAGCAGGAGCCACUCCUUGGAAUGGUAAAGAGAGUUAUUUAAUUAAUGUCUUUUGGUAAGUGGUGAAAUAAUGAUUUGAUGUAGUAUGGCUUUUGUAUGUAAAUAAAACAUAUGGACUUGGUUACUAUAUAAUAAAUAUGUAAUCGAUAUAGUAACGUGAUGGUUAUUUGGUUAGUGCUAUCUAUAUAGUUCUUACCUUUA